Messenger RNA from Vanessa tameamea, 1616 nucleotides. RefSeq lists its product as uncharacterized. Gene Ontology annotation, biological process: peptidyl-lysine monomethylation; peptidyl-lysine trimethylation. Gene Ontology annotation, molecular function: protein binding; protein-lysine N-methyltransferase activity. Lineage: Eukaryota; Metazoa; Arthropoda; Insecta; Lepidoptera; Nymphalidae. The record is from RefSeq and is a predicted model, not a curated record. The coding region runs from base 235 to 1602 and encodes 455 amino acids. The transcript has a single exon.
CAGUUGAAUCAUAUUUCCUUAAUGUUUUUAAUAUUAAUUACUAUUAGAAUAAGACUUCUUCAUUGAUGUUUUGGAUUUUUACACCUGCAAGGCAUAAAUCAAAUUAAAAUGGAAAAUAAUAUCUUUAACUGCGUUUUAUGCUCAUUGUUUAACAAUGACUGAAUCAACAGUAAUUACGAAAACAAGUAGAAGUCAAUUAAAAUAAAAUUAAAGCCGUCUUUUAAUAAAAACAAGAUGGGAAGAACACAAAGAAAGAGGCGCCACAAGAAUUUGCUCAACUUUUACUCCUGCAAUAACGAAAAGGAUUUAAUAUUAUUGAAUUCUUGGCUAAAGAAAAAUGGAGUUCGCUACAAUAAGAAACUUGUAUUGGCCGUUUUCAGUGACACCGGUCGGGGAGUUCUAACCAAAAAGAAAAUAAUGGCGGGAGAAGAGCUAAUGAACCUGCCGCUUAAUUUAACUAUUAACGUAACUAGCUUAUUAAUGGAUGUUGUAUUUUGUAGUAUUUUUUUAGAAAACAAAAUUCCCUGUUUACUAAAAUACAAUUAUAAAGUGUCAUUUCAAUCGCUUAUGGCAUUUUAUCUAGUAUACUUAAAAUCUCAAGGAAAUGAAUGUAAAUGGUACAUUUAUUUGGAGAGUUUGCCAAAAGUGUAUACAGUACCAUAUUUUUUGCCAAUAGAGAUAAAAAAACAUAUUGAUGAUGAAAUAUUAGAUGUGAUUACAAAGCAAACAAAUAUAAUUGAACAUUCAUUUCAUAUUUUUGAUGAAAUUUUAAAAAAUACCUUAUGUAAUACUGUUCAAAAUUUUAAAUCUUAUUAUUCAAUAUCCCAUUAUGAAUGGGCCUAUUUUACUGUUAAUACAAGAUGUGUCUAUAUGGACUUAACAAAAGUGAUUGACUUACAAAAUAUUAAUAAUUCCAUUUUAUCUCUAAUUAAUGAUAAUACUAAAAUCUCUUUAUGUCCUUAUUUAGAUAUGAUAAACCAUAGUCCAAGUGCGAGAAAUGAAACAAAACUCAUGAUAAAUAAAGAAGUAGGUGUAAUGCCCGUUACUAAAAUAGAUGAGAGUAUAUUUUCUGAUGUAAGAUUUUCUAUAUACACAAAAAAUAAUUUUGAUCCAUAUACACAAGUUUUUAUAUGUUAUGGAGACAGUCAUAACUUAAAAUUGAUCACAGAGUAUGGAUUUUAUUUACCUUCAAAUGAUAUAGAUUUUGUAUUGUUUCAAUUUGAUAAAAUUAAUAUAUUUUUGAAUGCAGUAAGUAUAAAACUUUCUAAUGAUCAAUUAGCAUUUAUCAAUAACCAUGGACUGAAUAAAGAUUUGUAUAUUGAUUUAAGAGGCCUAAGUUUUAAUUUUUAUGGUCUAUUAAUGGUCAUUAAAUAUUAUUAUGACAAAAAUGUAGAUAUAAGUAGAUUAAUAUAUUCCGCUGCUAUUUGUUCUAAUGAUAGAGUCCUAAUAGAAUUUAUAAAGCCAAUGGUCAAUGAUAGACUUGUAAAUAUUCAAGCUGCUCUUAGUAAAUUAAGCAAUUUUAGUAAGUGUUUUACUUUAGAAAAUUGUACAAAUCUUAUGUGUCAGUAUGUUAAAAUAUUAGAGAAGUUUAUUAAAUGUUAGUAUAUUUCUUAGAA